GUAGCAGCCGCCUCCGACGUCUGUGUCACGUGAUCCGCGGCGCCUACCCGGAAAUCAAGAGCCGUGGUAAAGAAGUCGGCCACGUGGUUUUCCAGCAUGGUGGCUCCUUCCGGGAAGAUCAACCGGCCGCGGACGGAGCUGCGGAAAAAACUCUUCAAACGACGCCGGGUCCUGAGUAAGGAGAAGAGAAAGAAACACCGGAUUGUGGGAGCUGUGGUGGAUGAAGAUCUUAUCACCGUUCAUCACCUGAAAAAGCGAUCAUCCAGUUCACGGGCAAACAUUACCCUUUCGGGAAAGAAGAAAAGAAAACUGCUCAAACAAUUGCGUCACACUGCUAAGGAAAAAGCAGAAAUGCAAGUUGAUGUUUCUCCAGCUCAGGGUGGAAAAAGGAAGAAGAAAAAGGAGGCAACUCCAAAAGACUGUCCAGAUGUUGAGAUGGUGGCAGCUGACAUGACACCAGGAUUGGAAAGCUGAACCUGGCUUCUGACAUCUUGAAAACCUUUUCUCUUUUCCAGCCUACCAGUGACAGCAUUCCUAGUCGGGGUAGGGCUGUGGGGGGUGGGGAGAGGAGGAGGAAAAAUCAGGUUACCAAAAACUAGAAAAAUCGGCUUUUGAACCAGUUUAGCUCCAUAAAGUUUGUUUGCUUUUAACUAGGAAUUUAAACCCAUCAGACCACGGUUUGAAAGGGUGUGUCUGAUCCCUUUUCCUUUUGGCAAGCAGCUCCCAAUUCCUGAAUGUGAGGACUUACAAAAUCGUUUAAAGUUUAGCUAGUCUGAAGUUGUACCUUCAAAGGGGUGCUUGAUAAGACGGAAGCUUUACAUGUAAGGUGUGGAGAGGUUUAAAAACUUCAGUGGCUGUGCCAGAUUACGGCACAAAUACCUGGAACCGUUCCUGUGUGCAGUUAAAGUGCAUCUAUAUGAGAUGCCAAUGUUUUUCGACGUUGGCAACCAAUUUCAACUGAAAGAGAAGUGCACUGGCAGAGAUGUCUGUUUUCAAGUGUUCAAAUUGUCUCUGUUCUUAUCCAUAUAAUAAACUGGGGGGGAAAAAACACCACCCUGUGUCUUGCUUUAGUUUUUGUGUGUGUGAGUCUGUUGUCAGGAAGAAGGGAAAGAAUAUGGCUGGUCAGUACAUUGUGUUAAGGCAUGGUGCAUUUGACAAUGGUUAUUGUCUAAACACAGCUAAAACUAUGAAAUAACUGGGAGCCAGUUAUGUCCAGAAAAGCAUAUUGACUGGUCCAGGUUCUUGCCUGUUGAAAUCGGCAACACUGAGCCAUAUGAAAUUAUUAACCAUGGCUAAUAAACCACAGGGACUGGGCUGAGUUAAUAUAAUAAUAGUUCAAAUUAUUACAAAUCUGCAGGAUUGUCUGGAACGCUCCACAUCCUGUUCUCCUGGUUACCUUCUGGGAAGGGGCUUCUUGGUAUCUGAAGCAGAGCAUCCAAAUUCGGUCACACUUUUGUUCCAUAUAGCAGCAAUCUUAUGAACUCUCAAAAUUUCCUCCUUCCGCUAUGGAUUCAAAAUGGACAGUGAUUAAUAUACUGGGGGGGGGGGGAGGUGUAGGUAUAUAUUAGACAGUUAGAACAAUUAAUCAUUGAAACAACUUGCCUCCAGAAGUGGUAAAUUCUCCAACACUGGAAGUUUUUAAGAUGAGAUUAGAUAAUCAUUUAUCUGAAGUGGUGCAGGGUUUCCUGCCUAAGCAGAGGGUUGGACUAGAAGACCUCCAAGGUCCCUUUCAACUUGUUAUUCUAUUCCCAUUCCAUUCCAUUCUAUUCUAUAUAUAUGUAUGUAUAUAGCAGAUGGGUAUGGGUAGAUAAUGCGCUAUUGAGAUCAGGCAACAGGAUUUCAUUUUUUAAUGUAUGCCAGUGUGCUCAGAAUAAAAAAAAACCCGACAAGGUUAUCUUAAUUGUUAAAUUGAACUGAAGCUGCCCAACAUCCAACAAGAACAACUGAAUAUGUUUUGAAUAUGAAGUUAUUAACCAUGAUUAAUAAGCCACAGGAACUGGGCUGAGUCCGUAUAAUAAUAGUAAUAGUUCCAACUGUUACAUGUUACAGGAGCUGCCCAGCUGCAUCCAAGCAAGACAACUGAAUAUGUUUUGAAUAUGCAGUUAUGAAUAUGAAGUUAUGAACCAUGAUUAAUAGGGGACUGGGCUGAGUCUGAAUAACAACAGUAAUGUUUCCAAGUGUUACAUUUAACUGGAGGCUGAAACAAUAUGAUUCUUGACGAAUGUAUCUUCUUUUAUGUACACUGAGAGCAUAUGCACCAAAGACAAAUUCCUUGUGUGUCCAAUAAAGGAUUCUAUUCUAUUCUA
Molecule: messenger RNA, 2306 nt
Organism: Ahaetulla prasina
Lineage: Eukaryota; Metazoa; Chordata; Lepidosauria; Squamata; Colubridae
Gene: C17H11orf98
Product: chromosome 17 C11orf98 homolog
Exons: 4
Coding region: 97-474 (125 amino acids)
Source: RefSeq, a predicted model, not a curated record